Pseudomyrmex gracilis is the source of this 3681-nucleotide messenger RNA. RefSeq lists its product as uncharacterized. The transcript is spliced from 5 exons. Bases 476 to 2782 code for a protein of 768 amino acids. NCBI's taxonomy places the organism in Eukaryota, Metazoa, Arthropoda, Insecta, Hymenoptera, Formicidae. The record is from RefSeq and is a predicted model, not a curated record.
UAUUGUAAAGAAAUGACACAAACUCGCGUCAAAAUCACAAGUUUAUAUAUUCUUCUUUUAUGCGUGUAUUAUAUUUGUUAUUCUUUUUGUUGUAUAUUGAAGCCAGAGAUUUGAAACAUUUUCAAGUAAACUGAAGAAUGAAAAUUAAACUUAUCUUUCGAAACAGUAGUGUGUGAUUCUCUGUCUUAUAGCAGAAUCGUGUGUUAAAACUAACCUGUCAAAGUGUGAUAUUUAUUGUUGAUUAUUACAUAUGCGUGGAAAAGUUUAUACAAGAAGAAGGAAACUACUCGGUUAAUUGGUGCCAGAACCAUCUGAUCACAUUGGGCUUUCCUUAUGUUCUAAGGCCUUGAAAUGUACAAAAUUAAACAAUGAUGUUUAAAUGGCAUUUAUUGCUGUAUGUUAUCAUCAAAGUAUGUAUUGUUAGAAAGAACAACAAGUUAUAACUGAUCCAUUUGUUUUACUUUUGCUUAAUAAUAUGGUAAUGGCAGGAAACGAAAAUACAUCAGGAGUUGUAGUAGAUAAUGCGGUAUCUACAAAAUUGCAAUGGUUGCGACAACGCAGAGAAGCGUUGCAAGAAAAACUUGCUCAAAAACAUAGUGAAUUAAAAACCUUGUGUGUAGAAGAGGCAGAAAUAACAGGAGUAUUACCUCCAGAAAUACCUUUAGAACCUGGAGAAAGUCCGCCAACUUUUCAUAGAAAAGUAGGCAGUACAAUAUUUACACAUCCUCAAAAGUUGCUUAACAAGCCUAGGUCAACUGAUAUUGAGGUAUCAGAAUUGGAGUUGGAGAGGCAGGUUCAACUUGAGAUUGCAGAAAAUGCGUUAAGCAUUUUUAAUGAUCCUACGGAAAGUAAAACAAAUCGACGCAAAAACAGGCUUACUUAUCAGCAAAGUCAGCGAAGAGUGCACGAAUUAGAGACCGAGCUGAAUUUUAUUAGGCAAGGUCGGAAUAAAGCAUAUCGAUCAGCACAAUUGUCAGUACAAGCAGAAAGUUAUAAUAUACAACCGCAAGUAAACGUAAAACACAGAACAAAAAAACCACGGCCACCGCUUGACAGCACAGGAAAUGAAACAACUACGCCGAAGUCUACUGGAAGAGAUAUACUCCAUGAGUCUGGUAUUAGCCUAAGUCCCUUAGAGACUGAUGACAAGACAAACGCAUAUUCUAGACGCGGAUAUGAUGAGCAUUUAAAUGUAUCGUCAACUGCUUGCAAUCGUCAUUACAGUAGUACUUUUCCACGAAUAAGUCCAAUCGAGCAACAAAACAUAAAAAUUGUUGAGCACGAUUACAAUGACAACCACAAUAUUUAUAUUUUACCGGAGCAGCACCGUGGUCGUACGUAUUCCCAUGGGAGCGCUGGAUCUCGUGGUCAGAGUCACUAUCAAGAUAUCGACAGAACACGUCCUUACGUGCCAAAUACCUAUACAGAGGACGAGCGUCAAACACGCUAUCGACAGUUUCAGCAGUUGCAGAAACAACAGCAAGAUCAAAUACAGCAAGGUCAUCGAUUGCAUUACACAGGUUCUUUCGAGUAUAAACAUCUGGAUAAUGACGUCGUAUGGAAAAAUAGCCAAGGAGCUUGUGACAGAGAGUUACGCGCUCCUAAUUACAUAUCUGUCAACGAUUAUCCUGUUUAUUAUUUAAAUAACACGGUAUCUCAGCAAUCUUUCUCGUCGCAAAGACGAGAUCGCGAUACGUUGUCAUCCGGCAACAUAAAACAGACUACCAGCGGUAUGGCAAUCGAUGCAACAGGAUAUUGGUUGCGUAACAAUGAUGAUAUUCAUUGGGCAAAUGUGGACGAACCUACAAUUGACAGACUUGGCAGUUUGGAUCGUAGACAGCGAAAUACUCAACACAAUGGCUGCGUGAAUAUAGACACGCAGUCGCGUUAUCGCACAGUUGUUUCUGCGAAUAAGAGUUGUUUAUCCGACAGCAACGUUACAGUAUUGCCCCAGCAGCAUCAUUCUGUUCAUCUGAUGCCGCUUUUUGAACAACAAACAUUGAGUAACAACAAGAUGCUGCUUCGCACACAAUCAUUAGGCAGUGUGGAGAUGUGGCAAUCGAAUUAUUCUCACAAUUUACACGAUGAUAAGGAUACAUCAACGGAGUACGCAAAUAAUAAUCGUAAAAACCGUCAGAAAGAGUGGUAUGAAACAUCAUUGGAUUAUUCAGCGGCGAGCUCGAAUCACAAUUGUAUUGUUACACGUAAAAGUUCUCAAUCAAGUCCUCUGCUAGCUCGUGUGAAGACCAAUGAGAGCACAAGAGAAAAGAACGGGUCGCCAAUAAGUGCGCCAAUAAAUCAUCAAAACAAAGACAGACUUGAGGCACGACAACACCUAAUGCAACAGUCUCAUCCUCGUUACGAUCAAUCUAUAAAUAGUUCUGCAAUAAGGUCUAAGGUGCUGGAGAUACCAGCUGAAACGAAAUCGUCCGUGGACGUCUGUGACGAUGUCACCCGACCGUUAAGUUCGCCUCAGAACUGCACGGUUGUGCAACCCGGAAAAUAUCAGCCAUACAAAGAAGUGACGAAACCCUUCGAAAUGUCGGACUUCUAUAAAUAUUCAACCAAGUUUCGUAAGAGAAAUGAGGCUAUCGCACAAUCUCAAACAAUUGGAAACAAUUCUUCGCUUCAAGAAAAUCAUUUCGCAGAAACAGUUUCUGGAGAUUCUAAUUCCUAUAGUUCAGGACAAAAUGACGGUAAUGUUACCGUUAAUCCUGUACAGAGAAGACUUUAUCAACCGGUACAACGUAUGACCUGCCAGCCUUAUAUGUCGUUGAGAUAAUCGUAACUCAUAAAAAUUUUUAUCACUUUUAUACACAUAUAAAUACGCAUACAAAAUCAAAGAUAGGCUGGUCCUGUCGACGAGACAAUUUUUGUUUUAUUUUUUACUAUCAUUGAUCAAUAUUAAUUCAUACAUUGAUAUGACAUUGACUGCAGGUGAGAAAACUGUAAUAUUAACACUUUUACAUAAUCGUUAUUUUCUAACUUAAAGUAAUAUGCUGCAAUUAAACAGUAAACAAAAUUGUAGAGACUCAAAAUCACAAGACUAAUUUGUUUUCGCGAAGAACUUGUAAGAACUUAUUAACGUAAAUUUGUAAUUUCAUUCAAUCAUUAACUUCAUACUUCUUACGAUUGCCUUGUAAAUAACGAAUUUACAACUUUACAAUUUUUUCAUUUUUCUACUAUCAUUUAUUAAUACAGAUUACAGAGUUGCAUAUUCUCAUCUCUCAACACUAUAUUGUAUCUCUGUUGUGUUCGCAGCUAUAUGAUAAUAAGAUGUACAAGAUAGAUGAUACAUAACAAUUCUAUAUUCUUCUUCUUUAUUUUAUAAUUUUUAUUGCAAUAUAUAUAUAUAAAUCAUUUGUGAUAAUAAGGAAAGACAAAAAGUGAAAAAAUAAACAUAAAAAUAAUAUAAAUCUUAAUCCGACUCUAAUGUUGAAUUAACUGAAACCUGAAAAGAGUGCCUUGUAUCGAUUAAAGUUUUUAAGAGAUAAAACUUAAAGAUAAAACAAAGUAACAUUUUAAGAGAUUAUAUGAUGUAUGUUUACUAUACAUAUAAUAUAUAUACAGUAUGUGUAUGCAAAAUAUAUGUAUACGAGUGUUUCUGAAGUUUGUCUCUUCAAUUUGUUAAUUUCUAUGAUAAUUUGUAAUUAGAAUUGUGUUCAAAUAAAUUUUCCUAAG